AUGGACUUGUUUCCUGAACUAAGGAAAUCUGGAUUCAUACCACCAGUACUAGCUGGCAGCCAGAAUCGACAUUUGCUUCCGAGAUUCUCACUAAGCCUUCCUCAUUUGCUUACACCCAAUAUGGCUGCGCACGAAGACGUUCAAAAGUCUUCGUCGAUGCCAUCGACUCCCCAGUCAUUCUUGUACUAUGAGGCUGACAGCCCAUUCCCACAGUCUGGCAAUGAAGAGCUAUGGCACAGCUCAAAGCGUCGCCGUACUCAACAGAAACCAUCUAGUGAAACACAAUUUAUUCACAUGAAUGGCUACAAGAGCGACAGCCAGCUUGGCACACGGUUUAACAAUACUUAUGUUGAUUCGUAUUCGGACUCCAAGACUUUUGAAAACACACAGAGCAAGUCAGGUGAUGCGGCCUCCGCCGCUGAAGAAGCCCCAGGUGCAGUUGCUGAAACUGCAUCAAAAGCUAGCGACGAGAUACUUGAAGUUUCCUCGGCAAAGUCAGUUCGUAGCGCCCGCAAACCAAUGGAACGCUCGACAGAGACGUCACAGCGAGUUUUGAAAGUUAAGUCCGGCGCUGGAGCAUCGCAACCGACGAAUAUUCAGACUUUUAUCUUCAAAACGAAACUGGACCCCCGAAACCUCAAUUACAGAGACCGUUCUGAUGAACCCGGAACGCCAUCGUCGGUGACUGAGAUACCUGAAGUGCUGAUGGAGAAUCCUCCUGCCGAGCCAUCCACACGUUUUACACGCAAGACGCGCAAAUCCGAAGCAUCGAAUAUACUUAAGUUCAAGAGCUAUACGCCUAAUGCUACACCUGUCUUGCGUAACAACGCGUCACGCAAAACACCUCGUCAAGAGCAGUCUGUGGAUGCCGAAUCGCCCGCCCCACCCAUUGCCGAUGACCAAAGAUCCUUGGCAGCCUUUGAGCGUGAUAGACAGCCGAGUGCUGAUAAAAUGAACCUGUACGAAACGCCAACCAAAGACAAUGUCACGGCGGGUGUUGGUGAAAGCAACUCGGCACGACGGAGCACUAGGGUUCGCAAGCCCGUGAAGCACAUUUUAUUAGAGGAACUUCCCAAGGAAACUCCUAAGAAAGAGAAAUCUACCAAAGAACAAGGAUCGACAACAGUGGCACAGUCUAAGUCAUUACCAAGAUCUGCCAACACCACUGCAGCGGAGCCGGUCUCAUAUGCAUCUCCACCUGCUCCUCAAUCAGAUGCGGGUUAUCCAUACGGUGAUGCAUUUGAUAGAUACGGCACACCCUCACCUGAUAGCUUAUCGAAUACGCGUUCGUCCGGACGUGUACGAAAGCCUACUAUCAAGGCAAUUGAAGCUUUGCAGUCCAAGCCACAUAGUCGAAAGAGGCUACGAAAUUCAGAUCAGUUUGUCGUUUCUAGUGAGGCUUCUCCCAAUCAAGGCAAAGUCACACCGGAACCCACCAAUACUGCAAAUACUUCGAACGUUCCAACAUCUCGCAGUGUCAGCGGAGGCAGAAGCGAUGCACUCUCGGUCUCUAUGGAUGAGUUAGAUAUCCUUGGUCGACAACUUUAUGAUCUGGCAAGCACCGCAAUUGUGGAUAUUACUUCUGUUGAAGAUGAAGAUGCAAAGAUCGCCGAGUGGCGGGAGGCCUUCAACAAGAAGAGGAAUAAACAAGUCUCGAUACAUGUUGUUGAAGAAGCGCCAGAAGCGCCAGAACCAGAACCAGAACCAGAACCAGAACCAGAAGCUCCAACCAAGGAAACCCCGCCGGUUGUUGAAUACCUCAAUCUCCCCGGCGAGAUCAACGCUGAGAUUCCUUUGGACCACCCUGAACGAGCCCGUCCUUAUACCGAGGAAGACGGCUGGAUGCACACUGGCAGAGUGAAUGAACACGGCGAGGAAUACUGUGUUGCGCCCCGCGACAAAUACCAAUGGGUCAAGCAUGUAUCAAACUAUAAAACACCUGUUGGACCCAUUCCUACCCCGCCACCAGUCCUCAAGUCAGUUGACGAGAUUCGACGCGACAAUAUAUACGGCUUCCCACCUAGUCCCGGUAACCGAAAUCUAUACCAAAAGCAUCCCGGCCAAGUAUGGCGGCUCGAAAAUGUGGAGGGUCUGGCUAGCCAGACGCCCAGUCACACCAAAUCCCUACGCUCUUCCGACCGAUCCAUCGCUAAACAGGUCGAUGCUAUGAACGUUGAUGAAUCCGGUAUGAAAACGAGGUAUAUCCACAAGAAGGGGUUCCCUCGAUUCAAGCGACCUUUGAAGAUUGUCUUUGUCGAUUCUUCAAAACUUGAUCUACCUGCUCCAUCUGAAACCACCUCAUCUCUACGUAGGCGACGCCAGAGUGCAGCGCAAUCUGCAGGAGGAGCGCAUUCGACUCCUAGCAAGACAGCUGGCAGCAACCAGCGAAAGCGCUCGUUUGACAUGACUGGUGGAAGCCAUGGUGAAAGCUCCAAUCAAGCUCAAUCGCAACGUAAGAAGCGACAGUCAACCGUGAAGGCUGAUGAUAAAUCAACGCCGGCACGUCCCAAGCGUCAGUCAGCUGUUGGAACUGCCACCAACAAUAAUAACAAGACCGGCGGCACUCCAGCUUCAACUCCAUCAACUGCACCACCAAAAUCAGCCAGUAGCGGCACCAAAGCAACUCCAAAGGGGACCACAGGAUCUAAUACGGCCCCAUUGGAGAAACUUUCACUCAAGUUCCAUUUUGGAAGUCAUUCCAAAUAG
This is a messenger RNA of Talaromyces marneffei, 2706 nucleotides long. RefSeq lists its product as uncharacterized. NCBI's taxonomy places the organism in Eukaryota, Fungi, Ascomycota, Eurotiomycetes, Eurotiales, Trichocomaceae. The record is from RefSeq and is a predicted model, not a curated record. Bases 1 to 2706 code for a protein of 901 amino acids. The transcript is spliced from 3 exons.